Messenger RNA from Ectocarpus siliculosus, 875 nucleotides. The record is from the annotation of a GenBank genome assembly. Lineage: Eukaryota; Phaeophyceae; Ectocarpales; Ectocarpaceae.
AUCGCCCUCCAAAGGCGGCUCUCACUCACAGCUUCUGCGAAGACUGAAGGAUCCUGGGCAGUUUAGCACAAGCUGGUUACAAAAUGGAGAAUAUCCGAAGCAACAUCGAGCAUGGGGCAACGGUCCUUCAGAGCUAUGUUUCCUCUCUACAAGUCCGCACAGACACCAAGUUCUCCCUUCUUCUCGGCAUACUGCUAGGUUUAUCCGUGGUAGCCGCCAUAGCUGCUUAUCCUGGCAAGCCUAUCGAUUACACCGGAGUUGGCAUCGAUUUGCCACCGGAGAUGAGAGGGGAGGAGACAGUUGGGGUUGCGAAGAAAGUCGACGGAGAAGGGUCCGCUGGGGCGGUGGACGAGCAGAAGCCGGCCGGCUUGCAACAGAUCCAGGGAGUGGUAGAUAACCUGUCGCAGCUGCGGAGACGAAAAAAAGCGAAGGGUCCGCCGUUGUCAGCAGCGGCAGGCGAGGAGUCCCUCGUCAACACCACCACAGAGAGCCAAAGCAAAGAGACUGGAAACGUCAGGGAUGAGGCUGGAAGAGCGGAGUGGGACGCCAGCCGAUUGGACGAAGACAAACUAGCUCGAAAGAUUGGCUCCAGCAAGGCGGCAAGGAUGUUGGGUUUGACGGAGGACCAGGUUCGCCAAGCUGUUGCGGACGCGAAACAGGAGCUUGAGCAGUCAAACUCGGGGCCGGGCGGUGGGUCCCCUGCGCGAGACCCCAAAGAUGACGGCGUGGGAUUUUCCGGAUCCCUCUCCUUGGCUAUGCUGCUGGUGGGAUUGUGGGCACUGUGGGCGCACCUCUCGGCAUACCCCCACGGGACGCUUUCCCGGUUUCUCGCUGGAGUCUUCCCCCGCGAGAUGGAGACCUUGGGGCUUGCGUAG